GGGGCAUCGGGCCGCCGGACGACCUAGCGGCGGGCGGGGACGGGCCGGCGGUGGGGCUGGAGGGCGUCGCGGAGAGCGUCCUGGACUCGGAGGACGAGCGGGCGCAGCCCGAGCACGAGCAGAAGGAGAAGCACGAGCAGCGGGAGCGGGAGAAGGACACGGAGACGAUCGCCGCAAAGCUCUCCGCGCUGUCCGCUGACACGGAGGCGGACGUCGAGACGCCGCUGCCCUCGCCGUCGAUCAAGAAGGAGGCGCCGGCGUCGCCGCGCUCCGAGCUGUCCUCCAUGGACCUCGGCACGCCGGCCUCCGCGACGCCCGAGCCCGCGCCGCCGCUGGAGCCGCACUACUACUACGGCGCGGUGAGCGACAAGGUCGGCGAGGCGGCGGCGUGCUGGCUCGCGCGCUGGGGCGGGGACGUGCUCGCGUGCGAGGUCGAGGUGGUUGGUGGGAAGGACGCGGAGGCGAGAGGGCCGGUGGAGCGGGGGACGAGGAAGCGGGGGCUGACGGCGCCGUCGAGGUUCGCGCCGCCUGAGGGGGCCGGGAAGGGGAAGGAGCGCGCGGGGGGCGAGGACGGGGUGGAGACGCGGUGUGCGGUGCCGGUGGUGUGGCGCCGGGGAGGGCUGAGUGCGCGGUGGGCGCGCGGGGUGCUGUCGAGCGACGCGCUGUUCGUGAAGGGCGAGCGCGAAAGGUACGACAUGGCGAAGGCGGUCGUGGAGAUGCGGAGGGGCGUACCGCUGGAGGAGCCGGAGGACGCGGACGUCGAGGAGCGGGAGUGGGAGGAGCUCUUCCGGACGGGGAUAUACUACGAGAACAUGAGCCUCGACGACAUGAUCGCAAUAUCCAAGGACGUGUCCCCGAGCACGGUUCAGCCGUACGUGCCGCUGUCCGUCCUCCAGUCUGCGCACUGGAACCAGGACGUCCUCCGCCAUCGCAUCACGUCUCGUCCGCGCGGCGGUGGCUCGUCGUCGUCGUCCCCGCCGCUUUCCCCGUCUGCGCGCGACAAGGAGCUCGGGCUCGGUGUGUCCAGCACAGACUUGCAGAAGCAGACGGAGGAGGGCGCGUGGUACCCUGUGCCUGGCGACUCUUCCGUGCGCAUAGGAGAUAGCACCGGCGUGGAGGGCGCGAAUACGGAGCAGCACCUCCUCGAGCUCGUCAGCCCGCCGACGCUCGACGCGGGCAAGAAGGGUGCGCGGACGUGCGAGGAGAACUUCUUCGGUCUGCAGCAACAGCGCUACUCCGCCGCGUCCGCAUCUGCGCACGGGGAGGGCGCGAGCAAGUUCACGCCGCAUCCGCCAUUCAGGUUCGGCGUCGAGUUCUGGGACGUGGACACGCUGAAGGAGAAGAGCCGUCUGCACAGCCACACGGUGUGGUAUGCUGGAAGCUUGUACAAUGUAUACGUGCAGGUUGUGCGCAAGAAGGGCGUCCAGCUCGGGGUGUACCUCCACAGACAGAGCUCGGUGGAUCCAUUGCCGCCGUGCUCUGCACCUGCAAUACCCACACCGGCGAGCUCGACGGGAGGGAGGACGCCAGCGCAGAUGGCAGCACAUUCGGGGAGACCGGCAAGCUCAAGCGUGAGUGGCAGCAUCGUGUCGUCGCCGAGGCCGACUUCGAUGCAUUCCUCGACUGUGGGGUACUCGUCCUCCGGCCUGCCAACCCUCCCGCUCUCGCGAAGCACCACGCCUGUUUCGUCGCCCGCCUCCCCCGGGCUCGCAUCGUCGCUCCCCUCGAGCAGUACCAGCAGCAUCCUCGCUUCUGCGCCUGCGCAGCCACUCACGCUCCCUGCUACGGCACAUGCCUCGGCGCCGCAGCAACCUUAUCGCGACCCGCGCCCUGCGGUGAGCGCGUACUUCGCCAUUUCGUGUGCGAGCGCGACGGGAGCCAGCCUGACGAGGUUCACGAGCGCGCCGGACGUGUUCAGCAUAAGCCAGAGCUGGGGCUGGAAGAGCAGCAGUCUGCGGACGGAUGAGUACCUGGAGGCGUCUGCGCGGACGGAGGUGAGCCUGCGGGCGACGGUUGUACUUGGUGUGGUGUAGUUGGGAGUGCUGUUGUGUCGAUUAUCUGCAGGCUCGCUGGUAUGUAUUGGAGGAAGGAUCCGGAUCUAUAUGCUACCAUGACACAUACUACUUGCUUAUCCUCACCCCUCUUACUAUUCUCUGCUGCUUUCGUGCUCUGCCGGUUUUGCGUACUGUACGCGUCGUGUUAUUGUACCUAGUCGAGCCUCUUUAUAUCACGAACUACAUAAUA
Molecule: messenger RNA, 2244 nt
Organism: Fomitopsis serialis
Lineage: Eukaryota; Fungi; Basidiomycota; Agaricomycetes; Polyporales; Fomitopsidaceae
Exons: 4
Coding region: 285-2033 (582 amino acids)
Source: RefSeq, a predicted model, not a curated record